Molecule: messenger RNA, 913 nt
Organism: Mustela erminea (ermine)
Lineage: Eukaryota; Metazoa; Chordata; Mammalia; Carnivora; Mustelidae
Product: carbonyl reductase [NADPH] 2-like
Exons: 8
Coding region: 15-749 (244 amino acids)
Biological process (GO): glucose metabolic process; xylulose metabolic process
Molecular function (GO): L-xylulose reductase (NADPH) activity; carbonyl reductase (NADPH) activity
Source: RefSeq, a predicted model, not a curated record
UCAGAGUCGGUACCAUGCGGCUGAACUUCAGCGGCGGGCGGGCCCUGGUGACGGGGGCAGGGAAAGGGAUCGGGAGAGGCACUGUGAAGGCCCUGCACGCGCUGGGCGCCGCAGUGGUCGCCGUGAGCCGCACCAACACGGACCUGGUGAGCCUCUCCGAGCAGUGCCCUGGGAUAGAGACCGUGUGUGUGGACCUGGGUGACUGGGAGGCCACGGAGCGGGCACUGGGCAACGUGGGCCCCGUGGACCUGCUGGUGAACAAUGCUGCCACGCUGCAGACGCAGCCCUUCCUGGAGGUCACCAAACACGUCUUCGACAGGACCUUCAACGUGAACCUGCGCUCUGUGGUCCAAGUGUCCCAGAUCGUGGCCCGGGGCCUGAUCCAGCGUGGAGUGCCCGGCUCCAUUGUCAACGUGUCCAGCAUGGUGGCCCACGUCACCUUCCCCAACCUAGCUGUCUACAGCUCCACCAAGGGCGCGAUGACGGCACUCACCAAAGUCAUGGCUGCAGAACUGGGGCCAUACAAGAUUCGGGUAAACUCUGUGAACCCCACCGUGGUGCCGACGGCCAUGAGCCAGAAAGUCCUGACGGACCCCGACUUUGCCCGGAAGCUGAAGGAGCGGCACCCGCUGCGGAAGUUUGCAGAGAUGGAGGACGUGGUCAACAGCAUCCUCUUCCUGCUCAGCGACCGCAGCGCUUCCACCAGCGGCUCGGGCAUCCUCGUGGACGCCGGGUACCUAGCCUCCUAGAGCGCGCGGCGCGGGCGCUCUCCCGCCAGGCCCCGCCCCGCCCCCGCCCGCACGCCCGAGGCCCCGCCCCGCCCCCGCCCGCACGCCCGCGGCCCCCGCACCCCGCCAGCCCCACCAGCCCCUCUCGCGUCCAGACUCCGCACCUGGCCACGCUCCCCGUCCGC